Molecule: messenger RNA, 2041 nt
Organism: Globicephala melas (long-finned pilot whale)
Lineage: Eukaryota; Metazoa; Chordata; Mammalia; Artiodactyla; Delphinidae
Gene: FNDC4
Product: fibronectin type III domain containing 4
Biological process (GO): negative regulation of inflammatory response
Cellular component (GO): extracellular region; plasma membrane
Molecular function (GO): protein binding
Source: RefSeq, a predicted model, not a curated record
UCCGCCCUCUGCCCGCAGCUCGGUCCAGCGCCGCCCGCCUCGCCGGGCCCGCGCCGGGAUGGGGUAGGGACAGCGCCACGGAGUCGGGCGAUGGGCCGCCCUCUGGGCACCGAGCAGCCCCCCGAGGCCUGAGCGACCGCGAGGACCGGCGGAGGACCCCCGCCUGGAUGUCAAACGGAUGCCCCAGUGCCUCCCAGAGGACUCGGUGGGGACCAUGGCUUCGCUAAUGCCCCUCUCUCCAUAUCUAAGCCCCACUGUCCUCCUGCUGGUCAGUUGUGACCUGGGCUUUGUACGAGCAGACCGGCCUCCCUCUCCUGUGAAUGUGACAGUCACUCACCUCAGAGCCAACUCGGCCACUGUGUCUUGGGACGUCCCAGAAGGCAACAUCGUCAUUGGCUACUCCAUUUCCCAGCAACGACAGAAUGGACCGGGGCAACGUGUGAUCCGGGAGGUGAACACCACCACUCGGGCCUGUGCCCUCUGGGGCCUGGCUGAAGACAGUGACUACACAGUGCAGGUCAGGAGCAUCGGCCUUCGGGGAGAGAGCCCCCCAGGGCCGCGGGUGCACUUCCGAACUCUCAAGGGUUCUGACCGGCUACCCUCAAACAGCUCGAGCCCAGGUGACAUCACAGUGGAGGGUCUGGAUGGAGAGCGACCUCUGCAGACGGGGGAAGUGGUCAUCAUUGUGGUGGUAUUGCUCAUGUGGGCUGCUGUAAUUGGGCUAUUCUGCCGUCAGUAUGACAUCAUCAAGGACAAUGACUCCAACAAUAACCCCAAGGAGAAGGGGAAGGGACCGGAACAGAGUCCUCAGGGAAGGCCAGUGGGGGCGAGACAGAAAAACUCACCCUCCAUCAACACCAUUGACGUAUGAGUGAAGAAACAGAACCAGAAGACAGAUGCACUAACAUCUUGGGGAUGGGGAUGGGGUCAGGGAGAGCCCAAGAUGGUGAUUUGCCCAAGACUGAAGGAUCGAUCCCACAGUCUCCCAGAGGGUAAUGACACUCCCACAAUCUCAGGCCUGGCAUCCAUUCUCUUUCCACUGUGAGCAGGGCCAGAAGGUAGGUCUGUUAGGGUCUGAGCCCCUGGACCUGGGGAGUGGAUAUCAGAUGGGAUAUGUCCUUCCAUCCCCCAGGUCCAGGAGAGAGUCACUUGUUCAACCCUAUCCCAUUAGGUCCCAAAUGGGGCCCCCAUUUCACCUGCAUCAGAAUCCUUGGCAUCCCCAGCUGCCCCCACAUCUUGCCUCUGGGUCUCAGAGAGGAGUGUUUCUGUGGGUACGCCACCUCCCCCAGCAAAUAAAAGGAAUUGUCUGGGCCUGGAGACAGAUGCUGCACUGCACUACUCCAAUGUCUUCCAUGGAGCCUCAGGUGCGCCCCCUCUCACCUGGCAGCCCCUUCAGCUGCUGGUGAUCUCACUCCUUGGACAUUUUUCCAAUAAAGUUUCUUGGACAAACUGGAGCCGACUGUAUGGGAUACUGUCUAAUAUGCUGAAAACAUUUCUCCACUGUCUCUCCCCUGACUACAAGGGCCCUUCACACCACCACCAACUUGACAGGAGCAGACUCUUAUUUGAAGGUGUUUGCUUUGAUUCUCCAGCCUGGAAUUGGGUGGAGCAGAGCCAGAAAGAGGCAUAGAAAACCAAGGCCCUAGAUUCUUUUCCUUUUUUGGGUGAGAAGGGGGAGCAGGAAAAAAAGAGGAUAUAAAUUCUUCAUGUACUAAUGGAAACUAAGGUUAUGGCACAUGAGAAGGCCAGUAGCCUUUUUAUCUUCACUGCCCACAUCGGCAGCCCAGCUCCUCACCAUUUAUUCCUCUGAUUUCAUCAACCCUGAGCUAAUUUUCAGAAAAGGACUGAACAGGGUCUUGGGACAAAUGAAAGAACAGCUACACUAAUGGAUCCCUGGGUGCCAGGUGUUCCUCUCCCAUGCAUUUCUGUGCCUAUUCUUCCCUGCCCUUGCUUUCCCUUUUGUCUGUAUGUCUCUCUGUUCAUUCGGUCAAAGUCAGUAAUAAUUGUGAAGAAUAAAUGAGUUUAUAUUCACUCUCGGCCA